This is a messenger RNA of Pochonia chlamydosporia 170, 876 nucleotides long. Its product is annotated as aminodeoxychorismate lyase. Gene Ontology annotation, molecular function: catalytic activity. NCBI's taxonomy places the organism in Eukaryota, Fungi, Ascomycota, Sordariomycetes, Hypocreales, Clavicipitaceae. The transcript has a single exon. Bases 1 to 876 code for a protein of 291 amino acids. The record is from RefSeq and is a predicted model, not a curated record.
AUGCUCGGCCACACGACGACCGACAUCGACGACAUCACGUCCAGCCCCAACUUCGAAAUAACAUCCACCCUCACAUACUCCCACGGCCUCCCUCCCAAUCCAGUACACACAUCAUCUCCCCAGCAAUGCUACCUGCUCGACUAUGCCGUUGAUCGUCUCCUCCUCGCGGCCAAGGAGUUGAAAUGGUCUCGCGUCGUCUCAUCACUAACUCAACCCAACGUAUCUGACAUCCUGCUACGAGAAAUCGAAAACCACAUCCACUGGGAGCACGCCGACGCUUCUGACCCAGAAUAUCUCUUUAUUGUUCGCAUUGCAUUUAAAAAGAAUGGCCAAGUCACUCUCAUGUCAGGCCAACGGCCGCACGUAACCGCCAUCCCUCUCUACCCAACACAGUUCCCUGCCCCUAAUAAAAAGUCGUCAAAACAAAUCCCAAUUAUACCGGUUUAUGUGGACGAUAGAUUCAUGGUCCCAUCACAAAUUACGCGCCACAAGACGAAUUAUCGAGCGCCCUAUUCCGAAGCCAGAGCUCGCGUUGGCUUGCACCCAACCACGCCAUUCAUCCAAGGCGAGGUGCUGCUGGUAAACACAGAAGGCGAAGUAAUGGACGGUGGGUUCACGACAAUUUAUUUCUGGAGGCAGGAUGAGGGUGGAAAUUGGGGAUGGCGAACACCGAGGCAGGAGAGUGGUACCAAGCUGGGUGUCACGAGAAGAUGGGCUUUGGAGAAUGCGGGCGUGACGGAAAUGGCCAUCAUGGCGAAAGAUGUCAUGGAUGGUGAGAAAGUUUGGUUGAGCUCUGCAGGCGGUGGCUUUGUCAGGGGAAGGAUUACUUUUGAGAGACAUUUGGCAGAUUCGUCUGCUUCCGAUGGGGGACUAUAG